AUGGGCCGCUUGGAGGGGAAAGUGAUUGUGUUGUCAGCCGCUGCGCAGGGAAUUGGACGUGCUGCUGCAAUAGCCUUUGCGAAGGAGGGGGCUCAUGUCACUGCAACAGAUAUCAAUGAGGAGAAGCUCAAGGAACUGGAUAGUAUUCAAGGGAUUAGAACCAAAGUGGUGGAUGUGACCAAAAAGGACCAAGUGGAGGCCCUGGCUAAGGAACAUGACCACAUUGAUGUUCUGUUCAAUGUUGCUGGGUUUGUACACCAUGGCUCAAUCUUGGACUGUGAUGAAGCUGACUGGGAUUUUACCAUGGACGUGAACAUCCGGAGCAUGUACCUUAUGUGCAGAGCCUUCCUUCCAAAGAUGUUGGUAAGAAAGUCUGGAAACAUCAUUAACAUGGCUUCAGUUGCAUCAAGCAUAAAAGGUGUGGUGAACCGGUGUGUGUAUAGCACUUCCAAGGCGGCCGUGAUUGGCCUCACCAAAUCGAUAGCGGCCGAUUUCAUUGAGCAAGGCAUUCGCUGCAAUUGUGUUUGCCCUGGUACUGUGGACACUCCAUCGCUGAGAGGUCGAAUCCAAGCUCAACCUGACCCAGAACAGGCUUAUAGGGAUUUCAUGGCCAGGCAGAAAACAGGCAGGAUGUGCACAGCUGAAGAGGUGGCAUACCUAUGUGUGUACCUAGCCUCAGAUGAGUCGGCAUAUGUAACUGGCACAGAGCAAAUCAUCGAUGGAGGUUGGAGGCUUUGA
This is a messenger RNA of Nerophis lumbriciformis (worm pipefish), 738 nucleotides long. Lineage: Eukaryota; Metazoa; Chordata; Actinopteri; Syngnathiformes; Syngnathidae. The record is from RefSeq and is a predicted model, not a curated record.